Molecule: messenger RNA, 1242 nt
Organism: Glarea lozoyensis ATCC 20868
Lineage: Eukaryota; Fungi; Ascomycota; Leotiomycetes; Helotiales; Helotiaceae
Exons: 3
Coding region: 1-1242 (413 amino acids)
Source: RefSeq, a predicted model, not a curated record
AUGGAUUCUCUGUCCGCUUCAUUUUCCAGGUUCUGCCGCCUCAUUGUUCCUGUGUUUCUAUGCAUUAUCAUGAUCCCGAGCAUUUUCUUGGCCUUAGAUAGUACACCUUGCUUGAUUCUUGAUACUUCUGGACUAAAAGAGAAUCACUUUAAGACGCACGGCGAGUAUCUGGCAAUUUACGACGAGUACAAAUUGGGACUGAGUUCGUACGAUGCGAUUGAUAAGCAAGCUGGAACGGCAAAGCAUUAUGGAUAUACUUUUAUGCCUGGAAUAAGCUUGCAAGACAACCUCAAGAAUCCUUCUUCAACUGUUACUUUUGAAGAUGUUAAAUUCCCCAGUGAAAUCAACCAGAGCUUUGACAACUUACAAAACCAUUUUGGUUUCUCGCGAGUCGCGCUAUGUGUAUGUAGUUUGCUUACUGGAUUUGCUUGCUUCGCGGGCAUCAUUUUGGCUCUGAUUUCAAAUUGGGAGGGAAUACAUAAGUACCUUGAUCUCUUUCAAAAGGGAGAAACGGUCGAGAGGCUUUGGGUUUUAUUGAGAGCUUGUACCAUUAUUAUAGCGUUGCUCUUAUUGAUCUCAGCCAUUCUUACCGAAGCCGCAUUAGUGACGGAGAUGUAUAUGAUCAAUGAAUAUGGACCGCCGCAUGGAAUUUCAGGACACCGAAAAUACACAUUUUCGAUUACCAUAUGGGCCAUAUCUGCUUUCGCCGCAGUAACGGCUGGUUUGGCAUGGCGGGCGGAAAAACAUCUGCCAGUCCACUGGAACGUUAAUCGAGCGAAUGCCAUUACCGGUGUACCGCCACCAGCAAAUCCACGCGUACCAGCGCAAAAUGCUGGAGCUGGGUUGCAGGUCAUACAAGAAGAACAGGAAGAAGAGGGUAUCGAAAUGGAAGAUAUGGCACCAGCGGGACAGGAAGAUGGGGAUGCUGAGUUACAAGAUGUGCCACCACGACUAGAAGAGGAUGGAGCUUUCGAAAUGGUGGACAUGGCGCCAGCAAGAAGGGAAGAUGGAGACGUCGGACUGCGACAUAUGCCACCAGUAGUACACGAAGAUGAGAAUCCCGAAGGUCAAGACCUCUCUAGCCAUCCUGCGCCAGUUGCUCGGGAUCCGUCCCCCGAGGUUGAGGGUGCAGCUGGAAACAGAAAUCUCCGGGCAAGGAUCAGGCGUGCUAGUACAAUCUUCACUCGUUCCAGCGGGGAGUCUGAUUUGGAAAAUGCUGUUUCGGCGAGGGAUGGUGUUUGA